Molecule: messenger RNA, 5735 nt
Organism: Coregonus sp. 'balchen'
Lineage: Eukaryota; Metazoa; Chordata; Actinopteri; Salmoniformes; Salmonidae
Source: the annotation of a GenBank genome assembly
AUGGCGGCCUCCGCCGGAUCAGGUAAACUAAUUCCCCGUUCACACAUUUGUGAUAUUCAGUUGAUAAGCUUGUAUAUUACGUUUAAAAUAUUAGCGGUCGAUAUGAACUUCCAAUAUGAGCUAUUAAUCUCCAGACGCCACAUUUCCCUAGACAGCAUGUUUACUAACGUUAGAUGAAUGUGGGUGUUAGCUCAGCCAGUAUUGCGCGCUAACUAACGUUAGCUCAGAUGGCUUUUCUCCGGGUAUUUUUCUGCUUUCGCCCAACUCAUGUGGUGCAUUUAAAACAUGACUUGAUUCUGCCAUAAACUGUAUAUUAACGAUGUUAUCCUCAUAAUUGACUCUUGGUGAUUUAGUUUUUUUUUUUGCCAUCUGCGCAUUUAGCUAACUUACUAGCCAACGUUGGGUAGCCUAUUCAACUGCAACGUCAUGUUUCUACAGCGCUAACGUUAGCUAGCUAACGACGCUAGCGGGUAACUGAACCGACACAAUUUGCAAAGCGAGCUUGACUGAAACAGAACUAGUUAACUAACAUAAAUGUUUCGGAUAACUGAACUAGCUAACUAUAGCUGGAAUCUUUCAAAAUACAUUUAUACAACUGCCUUAUCAGCGGUUAGUUGAGUGAAAUGUUCAUUUUCAUCAGCAAUUUUGGAAGGGUUUAUGCUAGCUCACUAGCUACCUAGCUAGUUUGUCAACUGGUCAUAAGGUACACACCAGGGGCUAUUCAUUACGCUGAUAAUGUUUCAAAACAUCUCUUAAACGGAAACAAACGAAACGGGGAGGUACCUACCUGAAUUUGAAUAAUAGAAACUCUCGUUUUAGUGACUAAUGAUUACACCUCAGUGGUACACACCAUAACUUGAGAAAUUGAAAGCUAAAGGCAAUUACACGUGUCAGAUUCAGAGGUGCAUGAAUAGGUGAAUAAUAAGGGAUGGCUAUUUUAAAGGCCCAUUGCAGUUAACGUGAUUUUCCAAUGUUUUAUAUAUAUUUCCACAUGGAGGUUCGUAUAAUAUUGGGAAAAUGAUCAUAAUGCCCUUUUAGUGCAAGACAGUGGUCACCAACCUUUUCUGAGUCAAAAUCACUUUGAGUCAAAAAGCAAGCAAGCUCAGGUUUUUUAUUUUUCAUGACUUAAACAUAAGCCUAUGCAACAUUAACAUAUGAAAAACAGUACUGUAGCAGUGGGGUUUGUUCAGUAGGGUAUAGGCCCAAUACAUUAUCACCGCCGGGGCGGCAGGUAGCUUAGUGGGUAAGAGCGUUGUGUCAGUAACCGAAAGGUCGCUGGUUCUAAUCCCUGAGCCGACUAGGUGAAAAAUCUGUCGAUGUGCCCUUAAGCAAGACACUUAACCCUAAUUGCUCCUGUAAGUCGCUCUGGAUAAGAGUGUCUGCUAAAUGACUCAAAUUAAUAAUAUUGGCUUUGCUUAAAUUGUCCUGCCGAUGCAUUGUUCUUCUUUGAGGUAGGCUACAUGAUCACACCAGUAAUGGGUCAGUUGUUGUAUUACUUGAGGCUCAGCUAAGUGCCCAUACAUUUAAAUAAUUUGCUAUUUAGAUUUUACUGGGCUGAUGGGCCUGCAUCUGAUAGUCAGUCUCAGAGGAGGGAGAGCGCAGCAGACUGAGGGUCCGCCUCAACGUCCAUCCGCUCUCCCUUUCCUCUGCUGACACUGACCAAAAAUGGGACACCGUCUUAAAGCUGAUGGCGAAACUCGUGCCGUGCCGCAUUGUUUCUUCCUCAAGCAUAAAUUCUAGUUUUUACUCCAAUGACCAGAGAAAGUAAAAUAUUCCUCUAUAUUAAAAAUACCUAAGCCUCUAAUAACAAUGCAAGCAAGCCCUAUCGAUACACUUUCCUACUCAUUCAUUGCAGCAGCAGUGCUGGUUGUAGUGAGUGGAAGUAGGGGGCAUCCACAUUUUAUGACUUAUAAAAGUGUUGACAGUGCUGAGUAUAAACAUAAACUAAAUCAUAAAAACAGCAGCUCUGUGCUGUAUUAGUUGCUGUGCGCUCGAGGAAGCUUUCUUUUACGGUAAUCUGAGUCAUCCGAUUGGCCAGCGGUAGGCCUAUAGGUGCACUUGAUUUGCUCUCCGGGCCCACCGGGAACGCGGUUUGUACUUCAGACACAUUAAAUGGUUCAAAAUGGGAACACUUUGCCUACCCUACACGCAGGGCAGCUGAAUUGGGUGCACUUACCGCAAACAGCGCGAGACAAAUACAAAAAUAUAUUGUUGGGUUUUUACAGAAAUGUUUGUUGAUCGACUAGGAAUGCCUUGGAGAUUGGCCAGUCGACACUGUGUGCUAGCUAGCUUGAAAGUUAGCUAGCUAGCACACGGUGCGCUCCCGCCUGCUGUGUACCGGAGUCCUCCUCAGGACUAGCUGGCAAAGCUAGCACACCGUGACCUUCGCUCACGCCUGCUGAACACCUGCCCUCGCCAUCGUUAAAAGAACUGCGGGAAAACAGUGCCCGACAGGUGGGGGCAAAAGACACUACCGGUGUGUACUAGACAAUUGUAGCUAGUACACACCGGUAGUGUCCUUUGCCCCCCCCGCCCGCCUCUUCUGUGCGGUUUAGCUUAAAAAUUGACCAAUAUAAGUAUAAAGAGGCAAUGGGAGUGCCCAUAUGCAGGAACGCCCCGAAUUGCGGGCUGCAGUUGCACCCUUCUCAGACCUCUCCAACAGUCCUAGCAAAAUUCUUGCUUGAGAAAUUGCCCUUUGCUAAGAAGCAAGUUUUGUUACUUUUUGACCAUUUUAAUUGAAAACAAUCACAGUAAAGAACUUAAUUGUUACCCAGAAUUGAUUUGAUAUUGAGAUAAAAACGGCUGCAUUGGACCUUUAACAUGACAUGGUUCCUACUAUAAUGUAUUUGAUUAGCUGAGGGUUUUAAAUGAAUCACUAUUGAAAUGCAUACUUACAUGUUUGCCUGAAAUUGGAUGAAAGGAAUGCUUUAUCAGUAGACCUGCUAAAACACUGAUGUUUGGCUAUAUGGCCAACCUGAAAGCUAAUGGUAAGGAAUGGAACAAUGUAAUGGAGUACUGCUCAACACAUUAUAGACUAGAGUGGCCUUCAAUCUCCCAAGCGUCAACAGUUUUUGACCUUUCAUGUUUUCCCAUAAGCCUUAUUACAAUGACUUCUAUGUUCAGUCUUGCUCCGUAAUUCAAUAAAACCCAUUUAGUAAACAUGGCACCCUUGUCUGUGUGCAGAAGCUACUAGGCAUGUGUGGUUGAAAAAUGUCUGCUUUGAACCUUUUCUGUUUAAAUAGGCGUCAAAGUACCCCGUAACUUCCGGCUGCUGGAGGAGCUGGAAGAGGGCCAGAAGGGUGUUGGAGACGGGACGGUGAGCUGGGGACUGGAGGACGAUGAGGACAUAAUGCUGACUCGCUGGACAGGCAUGAUCAUAGGGCCUCCCAGGGUAAGAAAAAAAGCUAACGCACACACACACACCAUAGGGCCUCCCAGAGUGGGAGGGAUCAAACGCACACCAAACAACGGCACAUAGAAAUCUUUGCUUUCUCUGUCCUGGUUUCCUUAAUUCCUCUCAAAGCGCAUUGGAAGAGAGGAUCUGUGUUUUUGCGCGAAGGCCGGUUUGGCUGCCAGAGCGGCACAAAGAGCGAAAUCUAUUUACUGAGGAAAAGCGAAUGAUGUGCAUAACUUUAUUGAGAGGAUGUUUGGUAGAAAUACUAUGAUGCCCCCCCCCCCCCAAAAUAAACGUUUCAUUUUGCAGUGGCGGCAAUGAUUUUAGCACCUCAGCUAAAUGAAUGCAGUGGAAACACUGAUGCACACAACGCAGCAGGCCAGCUCGAAACCAUGCACAUGUAGCUUGUUAGCUGUGUGCGCUAGUAGCAGCCAUCGUGCAGUGACGUCACCCGCCCUGAGAUCUAAAGUAGUGUUGUCCUCACCCAACCAAAACCAUUAUUUUGCUCGGGUAAUGGCUAGCUUAUGAAGUACGAAGUGUUUUUGUUGACGUCGCUUGUGAGCAUAAACAUAGCAUAAAUCACCUUUCACCCAGUGGAGGCGACCCCCACACACCAGAAGUGGGACCGCAUUGAAAUGGAAUAGAUAACAUUCUAAUUCUAUUGGGACAGCCACGGGUGUUUUGCAGACAAAGUUUGAAACAUCCAUGAUGAGCCCCUGGUUUGCGAGCUCCUUUAAUUAACCACGUAGUAGGCCAAUACCAAACUGGUAUGCAGCAGCCCAAACACAGGCCUACGACAAGCUUACUAUCAUAACUAACUGCUCAUGAUGAUAGCCAAGAGUUACCCACGACCAUGCAGUCUUUAUCUUGAGCCGUAACCUAUUUCAAGACUUAAAUCUUGCCUUUUUUCUGAUGUCUUUCUUCCAGACAAUCUACGAGAACAGGAUGUACAGUCUAAAGGUAGAAUGUGGACCCAGAUACCCAGAGUCUCCCCCUUUUGUCAGAUUUGUGACCAAGAUCAAUCUGAAUGGCGUACACAACUCAAACGGUGUGGUAAGUCCCAGGUCAUACAUUUCCUAUUCGGGUUGGAUCAAUUGGAUCAAAGAGACCUUUUGUAUUUGAGUGUAUAACCUGAAAGACUCUAGCCUACAGCUAGCAAAGCACAUCUGAUUCAUUACCUACAGAUGCAGGACUGGUUUUCCAGAACCAGAUGAAGCCUAGUCCUGGACUAAAAAGCACUUAACUCCACUGAACAUGUUUUUAGUCCAGGAAUCGGGUUUGUUUGUUUGAGGGCUGAAGUCACCAUUGAGCCACAUUUUAAAAUGAGCGAAAGUUUGAAACCCAAUUUUCUUCGACAGAGGCCAUGUCCUUUCCAAGUGAUGUCUGCAUAUAGCUGUGUGUUGGUUUUGUGAGUCUCUCACAUGGCUGUAACCUCCCCUUCUCAGGUGGACACGCGGGCGGUGGCGGCACUGGCCAAGUGGCAGAACUCGUACAGCAUCCGUGUGGUGCUGCAGGAGCUCCGGCGGCUCAUGAUGUGCAAAGAGAACAUGAAGCUCCCCCAGCCGCCCGAAGGCCAGCUCUUCAGCAACUGAGCCCCCUGACCCUGACUAGCCCUGCUAUCCCAACUCUCCUUCACUAUCCCUCGAUCCAACACACAAAUGAAAUAAAUAUACACAUUCAAUACAUACACACACUGAUUCAACAAUUCCUCACACACACAGAAAUCCGCACAUACAGCGUACAUGUACCACCUCCUUAUUUUUCAGAGACGCUUGAAACCUCUGUUCUCACGUAAGCUCUCUUUUGCCAGGCCCCUCCCACCUUUUGUCCUAAGUCAUGGCCGCUUUGUCUCUCGAGACCUUCUCGUUGGACAGAGAGAUGGUUGCACAGGUGGAGUCCACCCAUCCCCUAUCCCGACACCCAAUGCUCACCACCGUGCAGGCCAGACAUUAUGAUACAAAUUACUUACUAAUCUUUUUUUUAUUUUAUUUUUUAUCUUUGUGUUCUACAUCCAGAUUGUAAAAUAACAUAAAUGAUCUUAUUGAGUGUACCUAUCUUAUGUGUGUGCUGGGUUCUUCAACUAAGGGUGGUGGCAUUUACUCUAGGUAUAACAAGGGUGGAAAUCAAGAUGACUUGCUGCGCCGCAAAAGAAAAGUAGACCUGUGCCCCCACUGCAAUGUGGUCGGGAAAGUUUUCACUGUUCGGCUCUUAAUUUUGCUGCAAUGAUUCUGCUCACCCAGUUGGACUUGGCAGGUCAGGAGCAGUGGCUUGGGAUCUACAGCAUAGUCUUGCCAGUGUCUGUUUCAGAAAGCUAAUAAAGAAACAUUGUGUGUGCCCCCCC